Molecule: messenger RNA, 3092 nt
Organism: Micropterus dolomieu (smallmouth bass)
Lineage: Eukaryota; Metazoa; Chordata; Actinopteri; Centrarchiformes; Centrarchidae
Gene: tpd52l1
Product: tpd52 like 1
Exons: 9
Coding region: 79-1002 (307 amino acids)
Biological process (GO): positive regulation of apoptotic signaling pathway; positive regulation of MAP kinase activity
Cellular component (GO): cytoplasm
Source: RefSeq, a predicted model, not a curated record
UUGGCUGGUGCUGCGCGUGUUGACGUGCCUUGUCUGUCUCAGGAGGUUGUUUGGGAAGUUCACCUGACUGUCCCUGUGAUGGAGACCAGACAACAAGAGUUGUACUCUGGUGUUCUGAGUGAAGCAGUGGUGGACUGGGGCAGCAUGGGUCCUGGAGAGGAAUGGGUUAACUCAGCCACACACGAGGCAGAGCAGGGUUUGAAUCAGGGUACAUUUAACCCAUCUGGUGAGGAAUCGGUUAAAAGGAGCCCAUACGGUGACGACUUGGGUCCCGUUGCCCAAAAUGGGGAAAAUCUGACAGAAUGGGGUAAAACUUCAGCAACACCCAGGGACGACCAGUGGGGUCAGACAUCAGUGUCUGACAACUGGGUCAUGUCCACCACUUGGGAUAUGCAUCUGGACAGCACAGGUUUUCUGGACUCUGAGCCAUUGAGAGAAGCUGAUGAAGAUUUGGUGUCAGAAGUCAACUUUAACACCUCCAUCAUGACAGAAGAGGAGAGAGAGGAGAUUCAGCGAGAAUUAGCUAAACUGGAAGAGGAAAUCAGUACGCUAAAGCAGGUUUUGUCAUCCAAGGAGAAGCAGCACGCAGACCUGAGACAGAAACUGGGCAUCAGUCCUCUGAGCGAGCUCAAAAACAACUUCAGCAGAGGCUGGCACGACAUGCAGACCACCACCGCCUAUAAGAAGACAUCGGAGACACUGUCCACAGCAGGACAGAGAACCACAGCAGCCUUCAGUACACUGGGCAGCGCCAUCACCAGGAAAUUCGGCGACAUGAGCUACUCUCUCAGACACUCUAUGAGCAUGCCCGCCAUGAGAAACUCUCCCGGCUUCAAGUCUUUUGAGGAGAAAGUUGAGACUACAGUGUCCACUAUUAAGACAAAAGUUGGUGGUUCAGACACUGGAGGCAGCUUUGAGGAAGUCCUCUCCUCUGCAGCCAAUGCCAGCUCCCAGGACACGCCCACUAACAACCUGAUGGACAGCUCCGAAAGGCCGUGCUAGAGCUACAGCCACACCAUGAGCCACGUAGGACCAGGAACUCUUAUCACUGCUGUUAUGCAGCACAUAUCUUCUCAACGCUCUGACUGAAAUGUUACUGAAUACUUUCACGUGUUAAGAUGCUUUUGCACUCAAUCCCCAUGUUUGUGAUUAAGUCUCCCGACACUUGGAUGGAAUUUCCUGCAACCCUAAAUACUUAGAUUUGAUAGAAGAUAACGAAUGUCACCUGCCCUCCAGUGGCCUCCCAACCAUGUUAAACCACAGAUGUUGAUCAGACGGUGUUUGAGGGGUAAAAGCAACCAAGCCUUUAGUUAAAUAAUGAAUGAAAGGACGAUGAGCAGAUUCAAAGUCAGCUCCAGGAGGCAGAUAAAAUUAGAACCCUAUAUUUCUUCUGUUGCAUGAGUGUCAAAUGGUUUGGCUCAUCUAAUGUUCCUGUCAUCACGAGAACUCAGAGGUUAUGAAUUCCUUCUUUUGCUAUGUAAAUCCAGAUAAGUGGAAACAGCCAUGUUGGACUUGGUACAGUAUCUGUAAACUCUUCAUCACUACAACUUUCAUACCAAAAAAUACAAAACUACAUUACUAGGUUAUUAUUAGAAAUGUGUGUUUUCAUGUUACAGUUUCAACUACCUAGUACUUUUUACUAAAUCAUUUACAAAAUGUGUAUAUACCCCAAGUUGUAUAAAUGAUUUUACACUAAGACAGAACAUCUUGCUGUUAACAUUGUUAUGGCACCUACCAAAAAAAGAAAAAGAUCUGUUGUGGGCUAGCUUUUUGCAAUUUGGAUAUUGCACUUGGCCGUAUUGCAGUCUUGAUAAUAUUUCGAUUAAUUGAGCAGCCCUAAAAUGCAGUCAGUCAUACUACUUUUUGAAAAUCCCAGCUAACUGUUAACACAUUUUCAGCUGCUGACAGUUUGGGUUGGGGUCUAUUUGAAUGCUGGAUCAUACUCGUACUGGCACGCAUAUUUAUAAUGAGAGUAUAUUUUGUUCUUUCUCUUUACUCCUUAGAAACAGGAAGUCACGAAGAAUCUGAUUAAUCACACUGUGACAAUUAAACAGUACCACAGCUGAACUGUUAAAUACGGAAGCCCUGAGAAGUGUGGGAGAAAAAAACAUUCUGGUGAUCCAUUUUCUAAGAUCUGAUAUAAAUAACUUUUCUCUCCUGUGUUUCUGACUUGAUAACAGGUACAAAAUACCUGGACAGGCUUAUUGUUGUAAUACUCAUUUCGGUCACAAGAGGCUGAAGUGUGCCACUCUAAACACAACGCACUUACCACAAUAGACUGUGUUUUAGAGUGCAUGGAGAAAUUAAAACUUACCUGGAAGAAAACAUGAACACUUUUAGUAGUGAUAUAGUCAAGACCAAGACCAGAGUUUAUCGAGGCUGAGACAAGACCAAGACUUUUAGGGGUGGAGACCAAGUCGAGACCAAGACCAUCAAUAAGUGUUCUCAAGACCGUUCUUGGUACUACAACACUAACUUUUAGUCGUAUUUAGAACAAUAGGUAGUGGUGCACGUCAGCAUCUUAUAGCAGAAAUGAGUAUCACAACAACAACAAACACUUGAUGCAAAAAAUUUAUCUUAAAAACAAUUUUAUGUUUUCAACUGCCAAAACCAUUUCACCUGAUGUACAAGAUGGUAAUAAAAAUGUAAGGAACUUACAUUUCCUUUUUUUCCCCAUGUGUUCUUGAAAUAGGAGAGAAAACAAUUUAGAUCAGACUUCAGAAAAUAAUUUCUCCUCACUUGGCUCUCACGGCUUCUGUAGUUAUAAAUCUAAACAUUUGCUAUGUUGCUAAUGCUAUGUGACUGAUCCAAGAUAUAAUAUGACAACAUCACAGUUACACAAGAAUUCCACAAAAGAUGAAAAAUCCGAUUGUUUUCUUUUUAACUUUUCAUGUAUGGUCUCUGUGGCCGUGAAUAACUUUGCCAUCAAAGUAACGUUGUGUUUCCAAUAUAUCAUCUGUUUUGUGUUUCAUUUUUCUCAUAUCGUCUUUCAUGUAUUUUUUAUUUUCUUUGCCGUGGUUUGAGAAAGAUGCCUUCAGAUCAUUUCGGUCUGUCCAUGAAAUGUAUUUAUUAAAAUUCACAUCAACAAUCCA